AUGCCUCAAUCUUCGAAGGGUUACACUUACACUAGCUCCGGUACCAACAGCCAGGUGAAUUUUGCAGAAAUCCUGGUGGCAUCUGAUGACCCCGAGACUGACGGCACAUGUUUCACUAGCAACGGUUCCUACUACUACUCCAACCCCAAUGGAAGUACCUAUUACAACAGUGGGAGCGGCUCCUCUACAUACACUCCUCCUUCCGGAUCGGGCAAGAAGUAG
This is a messenger RNA of Penicillium chermesinum, 222 nucleotides long. RefSeq lists its product as uncharacterized. The transcript has 2 exons. The coding region runs from base 1 to 222 and encodes 73 amino acids. NCBI's taxonomy places the organism in Eukaryota, Fungi, Ascomycota, Eurotiomycetes, Eurotiales, Aspergillaceae. The record is from RefSeq and is a predicted model, not a curated record.